This is a messenger RNA of Spea bombifrons (plains spadefoot toad), 1492 nucleotides long. It is a transcript of the gene LRRC39, whose product is annotated as leucine rich repeat containing 39. The transcript is spliced from 9 exons. Gene Ontology annotation, molecular function: protein binding. Bases 315 to 1316 code for a protein of 333 amino acids. The record is from RefSeq and is a predicted model, not a curated record. NCBI's taxonomy places the organism in Eukaryota, Metazoa, Chordata, Amphibia, Anura, Pelobatidae.
UUGUGCUUCACACUCUGCAAUCUCACACAAAUUCUCUUUGUUCAAGGGGACAGAUCACUGAACUUUAUCACGGAUCUUGGAUUGUUAUAAAGGCAUGGAUUUCCAGACCUUUCCGCAAAAGAUUCCAUGCAGCGCUCAGAAAGCCAAUGCAUGGAUCCUGUUACUCUGGAGAUACUGACUCUAUCUAACAAGGAUUUUGAUUGCAUUGCACACAACAGAUUUUGGUUGUGCAUGAAUCCUAGUGUGUUGCACUGGACGGGAGACUAAAUCCUUGCACUGAUCUUGAUAUUGGCGUUGGGGACCAAGGAGUGAACAUGACAGCUGCACUUUGUUUUGGGUCUAUCUCUGGUAUGAGAGCUUUGUGGGAAGGCAGGAUCCAGAAGCAUCAAGAGGAGCUAAAAGCAGAGCAAGAGCAAAGAAAAAAGGUGGCAGUGGGAGAAAUAUCUCACCUGUGGGAAAACCGUGUUCAAUUGUCCAAAUUGAAGGAGAAGGUUUGUAACGAAGAUGGAAGAUUAAUUCUAAGGAUUGAAAAGGAAGAGUGGAAGACACUACCAGCUUGUUUAGUGAAGAUCCAGCAGCUCCAAGAGUGGCAAAUACACCGCACAGGACUGACCAUCAUACCCACAUUCAUUGCAAACUUUACUAACUUACUUGUCCUAGAUUUAUCACGAAAUCAAAUAAGUACAAUACCACGAGAGAUUGGAAGGCUGACUAAGCUCCGGGAGCUCCUGCUCAGUUAUAACCGUAUCUCAAAGGUUCCCGUGGAGCUGGGUUCCUGUGAGAGUUUGGAAAGGCUGGACCUUGCAGUGAACAGAGAUAUAUCUGAGCUCCCAUCACAGCUUAGUUCCCUCAAACACCUCUUUCACCUGGACUUGAAUAUGAAUCAGUUCAUCAGCAUCCCAAGUGUGGUGCUGGAGCUCCCAGCUCUGGAGUGGUUGGACAUGGGCAGUAACAAGUUGCAAGAACUGCCCCCAAACAUAGACAGAAUGCAGAGUUUACAGGCGCUAUGGCUUCAGAGAAAUGAGAUUUCCCAGCUCCCAGACUCAAUUGCUGGCCUCAGGAACCUCAGCACAUUGGUUCUAAGCAACAACAAGAUGAGAGGAAUCCCACCGUGCCUGCAGAGACUACAAAACCUCAGGUUUGUCAACUUCAGAGAUAACCCUCUGGAGCUUGAAGUGAUUCUGUCACCAUGUGAAGAAGAAGCGGAAGAUGAGAGGGAAUUAUUUGGGCUGCAAUUUAUGAACAAAUAUAUAGAAAUGUCCCUGAGCUCUGGUGAUACAGGACACCCAGAUGCUGCCCAAGUAGGACAAAGCUGAGAACCUGAAUUUAUAAAAAGAUUUUGAGAACGUAGUGAUGCUUGACUGAGCCGGUUAUCCAGGAAAACAUCUCCGGGCCACUUUGACAAGAAGAAGACACAUUGGCGUUGGACAAAUCUUAUCAAGAUUACAUGAUAUUUUCCAUUAUGUUAAAGUACCUUGUGAUGUAAUCUAUG